GAGCAUAUCCUCUUCCUUCUGCAGUGAGUGGCAGUAGUGUCGCACUUUGCUUAGCUUCCAAUACAAAGCCUGCACUUUUACAGCAACUUUUCCUCUAGCUGAUCUUUCUACUGCAGGCGCCUCUGCCUUUUUUAGAAGACACCAGACUCGAGAGCAAGCUUAUUUGUCAUUUUUUUUUUGGUUUCUCCUCUUUUGAACCGACGCACCACUCGCCACCAUGUUUGAGGCUCGCUUGGUCCAGGGCUCCAUCCUGAAGAAGGUGCUGGAGGCGCUGAAGGACCUGAUCACGGAGGCGUGCUGGGAUGUCAGCUCGUCCGGCAUCUCCCUGCAGAGCAUGGACUCGUCUCACGUCUCCCUGGUGCAGCUCACCCUGCGGAGCGACGGCUUCGACUCGUACCGCUGCGACAGAAACCUGGCCAUGGGGGUCAACCUCAGCAGUAUGUCAAAAAUCCUCAAGUGUGCAGGCAACGAAGACAUCAUCACCCUCAGAGCAGAAGACAAUGCAGACACACUCGCCCUUGUGUUUGAGACACUCAACCAAGAGAAAGUCUCAGAUUAUGAGAUGAAAUUAAUGGACUUGGAUGUUGAGCAGCUGGGUAUUCCAGAGCAGGAAUACAGCUGUGUGGUGAAGAUGCCCUCUGGGGAGUUUGCCCGUAUCUGCCGUGACCUGUCCCAGAUCGGCGACGCCGUCAUGAUCUCCUGCGCCAAGGACGGCGUCAAGUUCUCUGCCACCGGAGAGCUGGGCACCGGAAACAUCAAGCUGUCACAGACCAGCAAUGUCGACAAAGAGGAUGAGGCAGUAACUAUUGAGAUGAACGAGCCCGUCCAGCUGAUCUUUGCCCUCAACUACCUGAACUUCUUCACUAAGGCUACACCACUGUCCAAGACUGUCAUCCUCAGCAUGUCUGCAGAUAUUCCCCUUGUGGUGGAGUACAAGAUUGCUGAUAUGGGACAUGUCAAAUACUACUUGGCACCCAAGAUUGACGAGGAGGCUUCCUAAAUCUCGUUUACAGUUACCCAAAGAGGGAGAAUGGAGGAAAGCAGGCGAUGAGGACUUGUCAUGAGUGACGAAAGGGCAGAAGUGAUAUCAACAUGGUCUUUUGUGAUAUUUAAUCUUUGUCUGUGAGCAGAUAUUUGACAAGAGUGAGGUGCAUUGUCAGCUUUUAUAUCCAGACCAGUGUCGCUAUUAUGAAUUAUGGCAGUCUUCAAAUUUUCUGAUUUGUAAUCGAGCUUCUGUGACUCGACUCAGGAGUGAAGUGUGCUCAUGAAGCCUGGUUGUUACAGUGCUCGGUUCAGAUAGCACUAGAGGCAAAGUCAGCACUUGUUCACCACGCCUUUUUGUGUUUCUCCAAUUCUACCUUUUUGGGUUUUCAAAUUUCAAGUAAUCCUUUCCUACUUGUAGAUAUGCGUCUGUAAAUACUUUCUAUGGUGUCAUGCUGUCAGCCAACCCCAAUAUUUUUUUGUAUUCAAAAUCCAAAUAAUGAACAAUUAAAGUUGUUUCCAAAACUGUU
Myripristis murdjan (pinecone soldierfish) is the source of this 1511-nucleotide messenger RNA. It is a transcript of the gene pcna, whose product is annotated as proliferating cell nuclear antigen. Bases 218 to 1000 code for a protein of 260 amino acids. NCBI's taxonomy places the organism in Eukaryota, Metazoa, Chordata, Actinopteri, Holocentriformes, Holocentridae. The record is from RefSeq and is a predicted model, not a curated record. Gene Ontology annotation, molecular function: DNA polymerase processivity factor activity; DNA binding. Gene Ontology annotation, cellular component: PCNA complex. Gene Ontology annotation, biological process: mismatch repair; leading strand elongation; translesion synthesis. The transcript is spliced from 6 exons.